UUUUAUUUCUAGAUGGUAUAAAGUGAGUGCUCGUAGACUCUAGCGUGCUAUUUCGCUAUUGAAACUGAAUGUUACGAUGUGCCUUCUGUCGUUCGACGCUGCGGCAAAAGUAAACACGCACACGCCGACUAUUCCCACUACCCAUGAGAGCAGGUUUAGAGCAUACCCACACUUAAGUAGUUAGUUUUGGAGCGAAGCAGUUUUGAAAUUUCAAUUACACCUGUGCGAGCAGCUGAAGUGAACGUGUGUGCUGGACGCAAAUAAGCUAAUUUACCACAUGCAACUAUUUAUACACGAAUACACAUAAUAAAAGUGUUUUUUUUUUUAAAUUGCUGUGUAAAGUAUUCACUAAAAAUGUAAACGAGUAAAAGCAACACGAAUCGUAAGAAAUAAUAUAAGUUAACAAGUGAAGCGGCAUACAUUUGUACUUAUUUACAAAUAUGUACAAAUACAUACAUAUAUAAGAGAUUUCAGCAGUUGUUUGCCAAUUUCAGUGCAUAUUUUGUUAGUGUGUUCGCAUAAUCAGUGCUUUAACGACCAGCUGCUUCAACGCUGCACUGCAUGCCCAGGUCCGCUGUUGCUUUUAUUACAGUGGAGUACCUUUCAUGUGUUGUGUUGCUGCCGUUUCACCCGGUAAAGUUCGUUGGUGACUAUAAAUACUUUAAAUGUGCAAUAAAACUUAAAAAGUUUCUAAACAAUUUUACACACAACUGUUUUCUUUUGUAAAUGUCAUGGAGUGUUUUAAUAGAACUUUGUAAAAGUCAUCAAAAAGUAUUGACGUAAAAUAUUUCUUCGUAUGCUACGCGAAAGCGAAAGCAAAUAAAUCGCUGAGGAAGCGGAAAGGGGAAACAUACAAAACAGCAAUUUUAUGCAAAAACAAAAGACCAAAAUUACAAAACAGACGUAGCAAAAAUUUAUAUAACAACGUGUCGUACCAACAGACGAGUAAAAAAAUUUCGUAAAAUAGUAAAUAUGAAUCGAAUUUACCAGUUCUUCCGUCACAAUCACGUCCUGGCCAUAUGCGAGGAUGCCAUUGAUAAUAAAUCGUUUACGUUGAAUUUGUCACGUUUCGAGAUGCCUGAUGUGCCUGAUUUGGUGGAAAAGUGUCCAAUACUGCUGAAACUCUUCCUGAAUCACAACCAUUUGACCAAGUUGCCACCCAUUAUUGCCAAUUUGUCACGCCUGCAGGUGUUAACACUGGACUACAAUCGUUUGGAUGCCUUCCCAAUCGUCAUUUGUCAACUGACUAAUCUGCGUAUACUUAAUCUUAGUUGUAAUGAAAUCGAUAAACUGCCACCGGAAAUCGGUCAUCUAACGCAAUUAGAAACAUUUUGGUGCAAUAAUACGGGUUUAUUAGAAGUUCCCGAAGAGAUCGGCAACUGCCAACGGCUCGAGACGUUGGGCGCACGUGGCAAUAAAUUGACAAGUUUACCAAACAGUAUGGGCUUGCUGACGAAUUUACGUUGGCUCACAUUCGAAUCGAAUGAAUUGACUGAAGUACCCGCCACACUCGGUGCACUCACCAAGCUGGUGCAUCUGAAUUUCAAGAGUAAUCUACUCACUCAAGUACCCGCUUGCCUGCGUCAAAUGCGUAAAUUGCAAUUUGUUUUUCUUAAUAACAAUCGCAUAACGACAAUGCCUGCACAGGAAGAUCUCUUUAGCACACGAUUUGUGCGUGUGCUGAAUCUGUGUGAGAACCCAUUAUGCAACGAGGAGGAAACGCGCCAAUUGCUUAGAGAGCAUAUGCACAUUCAAUGUGAAGAGCGCUUCGAUGUGGGUGGACAACAGCGUCCUGCAACGCGCAAUAAUGAGCAAAGUGAGGAUGAAGACGAAGACGAGGGUGAUGUAAAUUCUGAUUGGGAGAAUAGCAUAGCAACUAGUGACUUGGAUACAACAGAUGAGAGUGGUCCCGAAAAUGACUUAGAGGAUAUUUCCAUGCUUAUACCAGAACUCUCGCGCUAUAUAACGAAUUUUACAUGAACGAAGCGCAUUAUGGACUUGAGCGUAUUUUUGUUAGCUGUGCUCUCAAACAUACAUAUAUACAGACAUAUCUAAAAAUAUAUUUAUGUGACUUAAUAUUGGUAUUGAAAAUAUGUGAUAACUUCUAAACCUUUAAACUUAUACAAAACAA
Bactrocera latifrons is the source of this 2131-nucleotide messenger RNA. Its product is annotated as leucine-rich repeat-containing protein 57. The transcript has 3 exons. Bases 973 to 1980 code for a protein of 335 amino acids. Gene Ontology annotation, molecular function: protein binding. Lineage: Eukaryota; Metazoa; Arthropoda; Insecta; Diptera; Tephritidae. The record is from RefSeq and is a predicted model, not a curated record.